Molecule: messenger RNA, 2071 nt
Organism: Ipomoea triloba (trilobed morning glory)
Lineage: Eukaryota; Viridiplantae; Streptophyta; Magnoliopsida; Solanales; Convolvulaceae
Product: serine/threonine protein phosphatase 2A 57 kDa regulatory subunit B' beta isoform-like
Exons: 3
Coding region: 207-1664 (485 amino acids)
Biological process (GO): signal transduction
Cellular component (GO): protein phosphatase type 2A complex
Molecular function (GO): protein phosphatase regulator activity
Source: RefSeq, a predicted model, not a curated record
AUAAUACUCCGUAUAUAUAUUAGUCCCUUGCAAUACACAACAAAGUUACACAUGUUAGCUGCUUGUCCGCCUCCCUCCAUUAUCGGAUCUCUCUUUUUCUUCUCUCAUUCUUCAUCAUCAGGAAUGUGUUUGGUUUGAUCGAUCGAUUGUUAUGAAUGAGCAUUACACAGUGUGCCUAAUUUCUGGAUCAUUUGUACUAAUUAAUCAUGUUAAGCAAGAUAAUUAAACGGAAAAAGGGUUCGAAAUCGGAAGGAGCUGUGAUUCCGGUACCUUCCCCGCCUGAUGUGAUUUGUAAUCACGCUUCGCGUAUAGCCGGCGCGCCUGAUGCGAAUGCGAAUAGCGCUUCCGGAUUAGCUGAAUCGCAAUCGCACGUUGUGUGUUUGGCCAAUGCGCCGCCCAAUCCGGCGGUGGAAGUGCUGCCGUUGUUGAAGGAGGUCUCGCCGGCGCAACGCCAUGUCCUUUUCGUCCGUAAACUCCAAAUUUGUUGUUUGCAGUUUGACUUCACGGAUACUGUCAAGUCUGUGCGUGAGAGGGAGAUCAAGAGGCAAAUGCUGUCGGAGCUUAUUGAUUUAGUUCACACUGGAUCCUGUAAAAUGAAUGAAGUAAUGCAGGGAGAUUUGGUUAGGAUGAUAUCGGCUAACAUUUUCCGGUGUUUACCCCCUCCGUCUACUGCUGGAGGUGAUGGCGGUGAUCCCGAGGAGGAUGACAUGUUCAUGGACCCGUCCUGGCCUCAUUUGCAGCUUGUGUACGAGCUGCUUCUCAAAUAUGUGCUGUCAGCUGAAACUGAUACCAAGGUUGCCAAGCGGUAUCUGGAUCAUACGUUUCUGCUGAAGUUGCUUGACUUGUUUGAUUCAGAAGAUUCCAGAGAACGGGAGUAUUUGAAGACUGUUCUUCAUCGUAUAUAUGGGAAGUUCAUGGUUCAUCGUCCAUUUAUAAGGAAGGCAAUAAAUAAUAUCUUCUACAGGUUUAUAUUUGAGACGGAACAGCAUAAUGGGAUUGGUGAGUUGCUGGAAAUUCUCGGGAGUAUAAUAAAUGGGUUUGCAACACCAAUGAAAGAAGAGCACAAGUUGUUCCUCGUCCGAGCACUGAUUCCACUCCACAAGGCUAAGUGUGUUGCUGAUUUUCAUCAACAAUUGUCAUACUGCAUUGUGCAGUACGUUGAGAAGGACUAUAGAUUGGCAGAUAUCGUCAUUAAGGGUCUGCUGAAGUACUGGCCUGUUACUAAUUGUAGCAAGGAAAUUCUCUUUAUUGGUGAGCUAGAAGAAAUUCUGGAAGUUACACAGCCUGCUGAAUUUCAACGCUGCUUGGUUCCUCUUUUCAAACAAAUUGGACGAUGCCUCUAUAGCUUCCAUUUCCAGGUUGCAGAGCGGGCUCUUUUUCUAUGGAACAAUGAGCAUAUAGUAGAACUGGUUGCGCUGAAUAGGCGUGCUAUUUUACCAAUCAUCUUUCAAGCAUUGGAAAGGAAUAUGCAGGGUCACUGGAACCAGGCUGUCCAUGGGCUGACCUCCAACGUCCGAAAAAUGUUCCUGGAGAUGGAUGCUGAGCUAUUCAAGGAGUGUCAAAGGAAGAAUGAAGAGAAAGAAGCCAGUGCUGGAGAAUUGGUAGAGCAGCGUGAGCUAAAAUGGAAGAGAUUAGAAGAAGCUGCUAAACGGGCUGGGGGAUAAGACUGUAGUCUCGGUCCAUCAUUUAUUUAUUUAUUUAUUUUUGAGCUCUCUCAUUUGCAGGCUUAAACCGCCACAUACAGGAGUACGGUCUCUGUGCCAAAGCUUCCGCUUCAGCGAGACCAAAGGUAUGGGUACAGGAGAUUGUUUUUAUCAUCCUGUCAUGACCAAUUCAAUAUUUCUUGUUCAACUUGUCUUUCUAGAUGAGCUCAUUCUUUUACACUUUUGGACAACAAUAAUUUUACUGGUGAUUUUCAUUUUGUGAUUGACGACCCUACCCUCAUAUUAUCUAAAAGAGGGGAGAAAUCAGUCCUAGGUUUCCUUUAUUCAUUCUCAGCUUCAUAGGUUUUAUUGUUGAAACUGAACACUAGAUAUUGAAUUUUAACCACUUCUUUAAGUAAUUUCCUUCA